AUGGCAAAACGAGGGGCGGAAGAGCAAAUUACCAAAGAUGGGCGGGAUGACAGCGAUGAGGAGAACGAGGAAGAUCCUGGGGUCCGUACUCAGCCAUUGGCGCCUGUAGAAGGCCGACAGGUCAGACCGAUGCCAAAGCGAAAGGGUCUGGGGAAUGGAGCACCAUCGGCACCUGGACCAAUAGCCCCUGCCGCAAAGUCCGCCUUCUCUGGCUUCUCAUUUGGGGCUCCAGCUGCCGCAAUACCGAGUGCUCCCGGCGCCGGCCGACCUGCUCUCUUCGGCUUCGGUGCGCCUGCUGCUGCUCCUGCUGAUGCAUCCGCAUCCGCCGCCCCUCCGAAGCCAUUCGCGGGCUUCUCCUUCGGACCGGCAGCGCCUUCAGCGCCUCAGUCCGACGCCUUUUCGCCUACACCAUUCAGCUUUGGUUCACCCAUCGAUAUCGCGGGCGCUAAGGCUGCAGCAGCAGCACCGCUUUCUGUAGCACCCGCACCUCCCUCUGCCUCUGGUCCCGCAUCGUCGACGAACGGAGCUCCAACAAACCCCUUCGGAAACUUCGGAUCGGCGGCGCCCAAAGAACCUGCACCACCGGCAGAAGGCGAGGUAUCUUACUACACCGCUUUGCGCGGACUCAACACCGCGAUCUCCUCGUUCUUGGCUACAUCCAUCCGGGACGAUCCCUUCCUGGACCUCAGGCAAAUUCUGCCCAGUCUCGCCAGGCAAUACGAGAAACACCUCGGCACCGCGGCGAAGAGCGCGGAAUGGCGGCCUCUAGCAUUGAACGCUCCGGUCACCAUGGGGAUCAAGUUCUCUGAGCCAGCGUCAGCGCCCGCCAAGAUGCCGGUCCCACCAGCAACGAUCUCCUGGAAGCUUCCGGCAGCCACAUCCUCGCAGCCACCCGCGAGCGGUGGCUUCAUCCCCACACUCCCCGCUGGCGCGUCUAGCACCCCUUCCCACCCCUUCGCCAACUUUGGCAAGCCGGCCGCUACUGCCACUCCUACCGCACCGGUCAAGGCUCCCGAGCCACCAAAGGCGAAGCCCUCGGCCGAGGUUAGCCAAGUCGUGCAGGACGUUCUCGCUGAGAAGCCGCAACCCAUCCCGGCCGCACCACCCUCCAAUCCCUUCUCAUUCGGCUCUCCGUCCGCAGCGGCCCCCACACCCCCGGCGUCAGACACAAAGAAGCCCGCACCUCUCUUCUCGUUCGCCCCAUCCGGUCCUAUCCACCCCACCACCCCCGACAGCAAAACCUUUACUCCCUCCAAAUCCGUCGAAGAGGCGUCACCUGCCCGUUUAGGCAAAUUCGGUCCGGGUGGAAGUCAGCCGCAGCUUAGCUUUGGCGGGGCCAAAGCUAGUCCUGCGGCGGCCAGCGCUGCCACCGCUUCCAGCAAGCCAUCCUCAUUCGGCUUUGGCGCAGCUACCGGUGGGUCAGCUGCCCCUGCUUCGUCCAGCGCAGGGACCGGCUUCGGCUUUGGCUUCGGUGCCACACCGGCCGCACCUAGCCAGCCUGCUCCUUCAUCGAGCUUCUCCUUCAACGCUGCCCCCGCUGCCCCCGCCGCACCAGCCGCACCAUCAUCGUCUACCUUCUCAUUUGGCACUCCCGCUGCUCCUCCCGCUUCGGCCGGCUUCUCCUUUGGCGCCAAACCCGCCGAACCGCUCAAGGCCACUUCCUCCUUCUCCUUCGGGUCAGCCGCCACCUCCACUCCCGCAUCCUCCAGCACGCCCGCAACGGGCUUUUCUUUCCAGCCAUUCACCGCCACCUCCAUGUCGGCCAACCCCUCGUCCGGAUCUACCGGGUCCGCGCCGACCAACACUGAGGAGGGCGGAGAUGACGCACCACUGGCGUCAGGCGAACCGAGCCUCAAUCUCGCAGCGAGCGGAGGAAAGGGGGAGGAGAAUGAAGAUACGGUGUUUGAGCAGCGAGCGAAGUUGUCCAGGCUGGUGGAUGGGGCGUGGAAGGCGACGGGACUCGGAGUGUUCAGAAUGAAGAAGGCGAAAGAGAACGGAAAGAGGCGAUUGUUGAUGCGGACGGACCCAGGAGGAAAUGUUAUCUUGAAUAUGGCCGUUACCACAUCCCUGAACCCGACGGUCGAAGGGAAAAGGGUCCAAUUCUUGGGCUUUGAUCAUGAUGGAAAGGCGGCGAGCUAUCUGCUUCUGGUCAAGACUGCAGAGUUGGCGAAUCAGGUGGCGGAGAAUAUCAAGAAGGAGGUCGAGGAGGUCAAGAAGGGAUAA
Molecule: messenger RNA, 2223 nt
Organism: Dioszegia hungarica
Lineage: Eukaryota; Fungi; Basidiomycota; Tremellomycetes; Tremellales; Bulleribasidiaceae
Exons: 5
Coding region: 1-2223 (740 amino acids)
Biological process (GO): intracellular transport
Cellular component (GO): nuclear pore
Source: RefSeq, a predicted model, not a curated record